AUGCUUGUAUGCAACACAUCCCGUGUUGUAGAUCCUUCCAUCUUGGAGGAUCCUCAAUACCGUUACUUCCACUUCGCUUGUAAGUAUCGCAAGAAGCUCGCCAAGUAUCGUAGUCAGCUACGUCGUCUCGGUCUUGACACUGGACGCAUCUUGGAUAUCCACUACCCUGCCAAGGGUAUUGUUGCUCUCUUGAUCCACCAGGAAUACUCAACUGACUUCCUUGCAACGCUGGCCAAGCACAAACUUGAGCCUAUCACCGACUUCGAUCAAUUUGCUGCUGCAAAUCUGAACGAUCCUGCUCUCCUCACUCUGGAUGAUGCUGCUCGUGCUGCUAAAGCCAGAGAGCUUUGUUUAGAAUAA
This is a messenger RNA of Mucor velutinosus, 360 nucleotides long. RefSeq lists its product as uncharacterized. Bases 1 to 360 code for a protein of 119 amino acids. The record is from RefSeq and is a predicted model, not a curated record. The transcript has a single exon. Lineage: Eukaryota; Fungi; Mucoromycota; Mucoromycetes; Mucorales; Mucoraceae.